Messenger RNA from Heterostelium album PN500, 456 nucleotides. Its product is annotated as EF-hand domain-containing protein. The record is from RefSeq and is a predicted model, not a curated record. Gene Ontology annotation, molecular function: calcium ion binding. The transcript is spliced from 3 exons. NCBI's taxonomy places the organism in Eukaryota, Evosea, Eumycetozoa, Acytosteliales, Acytosteliaceae. Bases 1 to 456 code for a protein of 151 amino acids.
AUGUCAGAAAGAGAGAGUUUAUUUAUUCCUACCUUCAUCUAUAUAGAGUUCAUCCAGCUUUACAAAGAUAAAUUAGGAUUCUCUGAAUCAACCAUGAAGAGUAUGUUCAACGCCUGUGAUGCUGAUAAGGAUGGUAAAAUUGAUAUAAGAGAGUUUGCUUCAUUAAUCAGUAUCUGUGCAAGUGGUAGCUUAGAACAAAAGUUAGCAUUCCUCUUUGCCAUUUUCGAUGAUGAUCAAAACGGACAGCUCGAUAUCGAUGAACUCAAUAACAUUUGUUCGAGCAUUAUCAACAUUGGCAAACACGGUGGUAAAUCAGACACAGAGAUUCACGAAUGUAUUUCGCAACUUAAACAAGCCGAUAUCAAUGGUGAUGGAAAGGUUUCCAUCGAUGAAUGGAUCAUUUUCGGAACAAAGAAUCCAAUCAUUCUUUCUUUACUCAGCGGUGUCCACAAAUAA